AUGCCCGUCAAUCAACCCCCCCUGAGAACAUCCCUUCCUACGACACACGCCGCUGCUUCAGAUUCCUCCCGUCGCCAACAGAAGAAACCCCAGGACCAGUCCAACUCAGGAGUCGACCCCCGUCAUAUGGCCAUAGCCCUGCACCACGCCCACCGCAUCCAAGCCCAGAAAGAUACCGAAUCUCUCAUCCUCGACCGCAUCCUAGACCUCGUUGCCUUCCCCCAUUCGCCAACCGCAGACCCGUCGUCGCCAUCUCCCGAAGACGCGCGCUUGUUCAAGAACGCGUUGUUUCCGUUUCAGCCUACAGAUUAUGAUAAUUUGAUUCAAGAGCGAAAUAUCGAGGGUCUAUGUGGCUACGGUCUAUGUCCCCGGGAACACCGCAGGGAAGAGGGUGGUGGUAUGUUCCGGAUCAGAUACGGCGCCAAAGGGAGCGGUCCGGGCGGGAGAGGACGGGAGAUGAAUAUUGUUCCCAAGGAGAAGUUGGAGAUGUGGUGUUCGGAUGAGUGUGCAGAGAGGGCGAUGUAUAUCCGGGUUCAGUUGGCGCAGGAGCCAGUCUGGGAGCGAAGGGGGGAUGAUACGCGGAAUAAGGAUUUGGUUCUGCUUGAAGAAGGCCGGGAGCAGCAGGGCAGGGGCCUGAAAAGUGGUGGUAAUACUGCUACGGUUGGACAGGUUGCCGGCCAGUUGGAGAAUAUGCAUAUGCAUGGUCCUGAGGCCAGAGAUAUGGCUGCUCAGAUGCAGGAGUUGUCUCUUCGUUCACAGGAACUUGCAUUGGAACGCGGUGAUUCCAGCACUGGCGCCUUCCAACAAGGUGGGCGCGUGGGUGUCCAAAUCAUGGAGAAUGAGAACAUUUCUCAUGCGGUGGCACCUCCGCAGAUGCGUCCAGAGGAUAUCCAGGGUGGUUCCAUCGAAGGAUACUUCCCCAAGCCCCAGAUGUGA
Molecule: messenger RNA, 936 nt
Organism: Aspergillus chevalieri
Lineage: Eukaryota; Fungi; Ascomycota; Eurotiomycetes; Eurotiales; Aspergillaceae
Product: Rtr1/RPAP2 family protein phosphatase
Exons: 1
Coding region: 1-936 (311 amino acids)
Cellular component (GO): cytoplasm; nucleus
Molecular function (GO): RNA polymerase II CTD heptapeptide repeat phosphatase activity; RNA polymerase core enzyme binding
Source: RefSeq, a predicted model, not a curated record